Molecule: messenger RNA, 2847 nt
Organism: Cyclocybe aegerita
Lineage: Eukaryota; Fungi; Basidiomycota; Agaricomycetes; Agaricales; Hemipholiotaceae
Source: the annotation of a GenBank genome assembly
AUGUCGCCUACGCGAAAGAAAAAGUCGGCAGAUACACUUCAGGAUGUAUAUGCGGUCAUUAUGGAACGUCUCUCGAAGGUCAAGCCGUUGCUCGAUGAUUGCAGACACCCAAAUUGGUCUACUGCUACUCAGGAUCUUAUGAAAAUCGCGUCUCUAGCAGAAUCGUUUGCGGAACAGCGCCCGAAGUCAAGCAGAACUGCGUGGAGCCAUCUCGCCGAUUCUCUCGACCAAGAAGGCGUCAGCCUGUGGAACAUCUCUGGUCUCAUGCGUAAAGGGCCAGAAGAAGACGGUCUCCGUCAUAUCGCCGCUCUCAGACUCGCGGCACUGCGUCUCCUUGAGGCCGGGCUGGAGACAAAGCCAGGAACAGAAACCCUGGUUCAUAUUCUUCAGCUUGCGAGCAAAACUGGCAUCACUCUUCUGGACGCCGGGAAUAACUCUCUAGCAGCGACCGUCUUGACCAGCGCCGCCAAGUUUGAGGAACAGUUGAAGAAUGCGAGUGAUUCGGAUGAUUCUCAUCGACAAGCCAUCGCUUCUGCAACUGCUGUGUACUACUCCACCAGAAUGGAAGCGGCUUGGAAAGAGGGUAAUCUUACCGUGGCGGACUAUAUGGCACGAAAGAUCACAGAUGAUAACCAACGUCUCGGCUUGCUUCCUCCUCAUGUCCGCGACCUUCUCGCUUCCAAAUUCCAUCAAAUUGGUCGAUCUCUCCUGAAAGAGACCAAUGAUGGAUGCAAACCUGCAGAUGCGGUACAAUGGUUGCAACGAGCGUUCUCCAUGGCAGAUCAGGAAGAAGGCACGGCCGGCCUCACGGGUCUCAAGAUAUCAAUUCUCAGAACAAUGGGCAGGGCCUAUUUCUUAUCUGAGUCGUAUGAUCUCGCCGAGGGUGUCCUUGAUGAACUCGUUCCAACCAUCGACGCAUCCCAGGAUCACGCAAGUUCCGAGUAUCAAGAGCUUCGAUGGCUUAGGUUGGCCGUGUUGAAAAGAAGGAAGGCUAGUGAUCACACACUACUGGGCGCCUACAAAUCCAUCAUUGAUCAUAUGGAGUUCACGGAGCCCAAUAUCACAGAUAUCUUACAGGAUCUAAGAACGCUUAAUCAGCACACGCUUGUCACGGAUGUCCACCGGCACUGUUUCGACAGGGCCUUGCGACGCCACACGACGGAACCGGACCACAUCCAUCGACUAAUCCUAUCACUGAUCAUUCACACAUCCAAGGACGACGAACACGCAAGAGCGAUGAAAUCUCUUGACGAUAUUUUCACGUCGGUGUGCGAUGCGGACCUAGAGCUCCCUAGUAUCGCUGCAACAGCCUGCCUGACGCUCAUAUGGCAAUAUGGAGGGCGUCAUUACAAGAGCAAGAAGUGGUCGGAAGCAGCGGAUUGGUACAUGGCCGGUAGCCACAAGCUCUUCACCACAAACAGCCCCUCAACCUGCGCGAAAUGUUUCCGAAAGGCAGCUCUGUGUCAUAUCGAACGGCGAGAAUAUGCGCUGGCAUCCACGGUGAUCCGCCGUUGUCCCACAAAUGAGGCCUCGACUCAUUAUGUUAUCUUCCUGACGGCCAUACAUCAAGGCCUACAAGAUGAAGCCAUUCGGGCCAUUAGUGAUAUGGUCAAGGCUCCGGACUUCGACCGGAAGAUGCUGCUAUUAGCCACACAGAUCUCCCACCAAUCGGACAUGAAGCCUGUGCUCUUAGCAGUUCUCGAAAGCCUUCUCAAGACCCUGAAAAUCGGUUCGAACCAAGAGGUCGUGGUCGAAGCCAUGACCCUCAUUCGAUGCAUUGUUAAACUUGUUUUGAGCCUUCUCGUAGACCCUGCAGCAAACAGGCCUGUCCUCAUUGACACCGUGGUAAACCAAUUCCGUACAGCGCGGAUUUUGGCCGAGGCGGCGUCGGAGCAGAAGGCAGUGCCUCUCGUCUUCAAGGACAUCGUCUGGUUAUGGAAAACCGCUUACAACUGUGCCGUCCAAGGAUGUACCGAGUGGGAAAAUGCAGGCGACCAGAUUUCAGAGCUUUUUGAUAUUGCACGAGAGAUUCUGGAGAUCUGUUGCCACGCAUCACCAGUCGACGUCGACGCCGAUCUAUCCAUUCAUCUAGCCACUGCAACGUUUGCUGCAGUCUCGGGUCGAGUAUUUUCCGUGCGCGAAAUAAUGGCGGCAACUGGAAUGGCUGAUAAGGAACGUUUGGAGGCCCUCUUUACGGAAAUCAAAGUGGCCAAGGGGAAGAUCCAGGAAUUAUGCUCGAAAGUGCUCAAGGAUUCCCAAGAUAACGAACACGUUCAAUACUUCUUCCAUGCAUUACGGGUAUUCGAAACGGAGUUCGCCGCACAGCUUCAAGACUGGGAUAGCCUAUCUCAAAUUAUCACCGAAAUUUCUGACUCCGGCCCUUUGGCGGUCGGAACUUAUGAGGCAAUAGCUGAUAUUCUGUGGCUUGAUCAAGCGUGUCCUGUUAAUGUGCUAUACCAAUGCUUGGAGGCGAUCCUCCGCGCGAGUUUGACUCACGGUUCUCUUUCCGUUGAGAAGUUUGCGCGGUGGAUACGUGCAAUUUGCACGAUCUGCCUUGCCAAAGAUAGGGCCACCGAUAGAUUGAAGGCAAUCGGAUACAUCGAACAAGCCCUCAAUGUCAUCGAAGAGCACAACGAUAGUGAUGCGCCCUACCCAAUGGACGAACGGCAGUGGCUUCUUGCAACGGCGUAUAACACAGGGACGGAAUGUCUGCACGCAUCGAUAUUUGACGAGGCAAAAAGAUGGUUCGAGGCGUCUACAGUCAUUUGCCGUUUUGUCCCAGGAGGGCAAGCUCGCGCCGAAAGGGUAUUUGACCUUUCCGCAAUAUUUUCUUUCAUGCUUUAUUGA